Messenger RNA from Sebastes umbrosus (honeycomb rockfish), 2270 nucleotides. RefSeq names its product homeobox B5a (gene hoxb5a). Gene Ontology annotation, biological process: anterior/posterior pattern specification; regulation of transcription by RNA polymerase II. Lineage: Eukaryota; Metazoa; Chordata; Actinopteri; Perciformes; Sebastidae. The record is from RefSeq and is a predicted model, not a curated record. Gene Ontology annotation, cellular component: nucleus. Bases 179 to 1123 code for a protein of 314 amino acids. The transcript is spliced from 2 exons. Gene Ontology annotation, molecular function: RNA polymerase II cis-regulatory region sequence-specific DNA binding; DNA-binding transcription factor activity, RNA polymerase II-specific.
CCCAUAUUUGGACGGCGCAUACAUAGCUAAAAACGAAGUACAGUGCAACGCCAUAAUUCACUAAUACAUCAUAAAUCGUUGAAAGUACCCGCGUUAUAACGACCGAGAGAAAUCUAACAAAUCAAGCGCCCCUUAGUACUCAAGCUGUAAGCCUUGCAACUCUCUAAAAACAACCUAAAUGAGCUCUUACUUUGUAAACUCGUUCUCGGGGCGCUACCCAAAUGGCCCCGACUAUCAACUGCUGAAUUAUGGAGCCGGCGGCGGCGCAAUGAACGGCGGGACGUACAGGGACUCUGCAUCCGCCAACAUGCACCAUGCGACGGGCUCGUACGGCUACAGCUACAAUGGCAUGGACCUGACCGUCACCAACCGGGUAGGAGGGAGCAGCAGCAGCACCAGCCCCGGAGGACACUUCGGGGACGGCUCGGUGGUCGGUGGGGACUCCAGGGGCUUCGGCUCCCCAGCACCGGAGACAGCGGGCUUCAGACAGCCGUCCAGCUGCUCCCUCGCCUCUGCGGCAGACUCCCUGCUGUCACCCGGUAGUGGAGACACCAAACUGUGCGCCCAGAGCUCGUCUCCACGGUCGGAGCAACCAGGAAGCGGUAAUCUCAGCUCUCCAAACCUGUCUUCCACCUCCAACUCCUCCGGUGGCGGCGGUGGUGGUGGCGGUGGCACGGCGCAGCGCUUCACGGAAUUGGACGACGGGUCGCCAGAGACCGAGGAGUUGCAGCACAACCGGGACACCGGCGGCCGCGGCAGCAACCCGCCGCCCAGGACCGGGCCACCGGCGGGAUCAGCCACCGGCAGCACGACGGGCAACGAUAAUCAGCCACCACAGAUAUUCCCCUGGAUGAGAAAGCUGCACAUUAGCCAUGAUAUGACAGGCCCGGACGGGAAGCGGGCGCGGACAGCGUACACCCGCUACCAGACGCUCGAGCUCGAGAAGGAGUUCCACUUCAACCGGUACCUCACGCGGCGACGACGUAUCGAGAUCGCGCACGCGCUCUGUCUCACGGAGCGGCAGAUCAAGAUCUGGUUCCAGAACCGGAGGAUGAAGUGGAAGAAGGACAACAAACUGAAGAGCAUGAGCCUCGCCACCGCCGGCAGCGCCUUCCAACCCUAAGAGAUCAACCCAUUCAUAAAAAAUAAAUACAUACAUCCAUACGUCCAUCUCUUUGGAAAAAGGUUUACUAUACCACGCGCAGGCUUCCCAGGAAGGAAAAAGAGAGACAAACCAGUAGAAAAAAAAGAAACUUGAAGAAAAACAACAGAGGAAGCCAGCGGAUAAUGGAGCAAAAGAAGACGGUGAUGAAGAAACAUAUGUACAAACAGAUUCCAAAUCUAGAUUUUAAAAAACACUUCCUAUUAUCAACUGAGUACUGUACAGCAGCGCAGCACUUUUUAUUUGUUCGGCAUGUUGGUCUUUUGGUGUUUUAGGGCAACGUAAAAAAAAAAAAUGACUGUGGUACUUGCUCUUGUAAAAAAACAAAACUUAGUGUUCCUAUAUGUUGUCGUCGUUUUUAAAAAUGUGUGGAGGAGUCGAGAUAAGGAAAGGACGAAUAAUGCUACCUAACGUUUCUACUUUACGUCCUACCUUACAACCUUGCUACCUACCUGUUGUUUACUGUCUCAAUAUCGUUUUAUGUGUCAAGUGCGAUGUUUUAUAAUUGACAAAGUGCUUUCUAGAGAUGUUAGCAUGUGAGCUCUUAUUGUAAGUUGUUUACAGACAAUAACGUGUGUAUAUCCGAGUCGAAUCUCCCUUCCACCUCUCUCUCUCUCUCUGUCAGUUAGUUACCAUUCAAAUCGGCUCCUAUUUUUAUUUAGGAAGCAGGGAAUGUGUGUGUAUGUGUGUAUGUGUGUGUGCGUGUGUGUGUUUGUGUGUGUUUGUCUAAAAACAAACCAGCCCUGCUAACCGCAUCCAUCCCCUAAUGUUGUGUAUAGCUCUAUUAUUCAAAAAAAAGUGUACCUGUAUAUUAUUGUUAUUAUUAUUGUAAUUAUUGGAUACGUGUUUCAGAAAGGAUGUACAUAGAUAUAUAUUGACAUUUUUAAAUGUGACCAGUUGGCUAUUUGUAGUUGCAGUAUGUGUGUGUGCGUGAGUGGCUGCGUGCGUGAGUGUGUGGCGUAUGUGUGAGUGUGCGCACGUAAGAGAAAUGGCUACCGUCCUGUAAGGCCUGUAAGCUUUCUGCCAAUGAGCUUUUUGUAUUUGUUUGUAACUUGGAGUAAAAAAAAAAAACAACAACAAAUAAAGUUCCCCAUACUCAUCAAAACCA